UAACGAUUCUGGAGAAAAGAAAGAGAAGAUGUUUAACCAGAAGAAAGAGAGUAAGAUUAAAAAUCGAUAUAUUCGAAUUGUGUAUUCAUUUUCUCUCUCUUUCGAUUUCUCUGUCUUCGUCUGCGCAAUUGGAAGGACGAAGAAGAGAAAAAGAUAAUCAGCUUCAGGGAGAAGAGAAAAAAAGAUGGAAAAAGAAAGAAGAAAAGAAAGAGAAAAGAUGAAGAUGAAUUUUUCGAAUAAAACAGAAAUUCUGAGAGAAGGAAGAAGAUGAUGAUCAUCACAAUCGUCUAAUUGUAACCAUUUUCUAAAUGUAAAUCGAACUACUCAUUUUCUACUUCUCUCUCUCUCUCUCUUGUUCUAUUCUCUUUCUCUCUUUCUCUCUCAGUUUAUUUUCUUUUUUCUCUCUUACCUUUGCUUUCUCUUUUUUCCAAUUUCAUCUUUGUGUCAUUUUCUCUUUUUAUUCCAUAAUAAUCUUCAUCAUCUUCUUUCAUCUUCUCAUAAUAAUCUCCAUUCUCAUUAUUUCUGUAUCAUCUUUAUCUCCAUCAUCUUCAUUUGUCUCUGCUUUUCUCUCUCACUCUCUCUCUCUCCGGUUCCAUCUCAUGAGAGAGAGAAAGAGAGAAUCAGUGAGACCAACAACAUCUCCAAUUGUAUCUCCUCUUUUCAUCCAAUAUUCAAUUUAAUCUCCAUCAAGGGAAACCCCUAAUUUAAUUAUAUUCUUGUUACCAUAUUAACCGUUAAGUUAAUCGUUAAUUAACUUUAAAUUUGUGACAAAAUUGUUAAAAUCAACAAAAAGAAAAUCGAUUCAGUGUCCAUUUCCAUCAACCCUAAUUGCUUCAUCUUCUUCCAAUCUUUCCAAUCAACUGGUAACAAUUAACAUUCUCAAAUCAAUCAGUUAAUCACAACAACAAAAAAGUGAAAUUCUAUCUACAAAUCUAAAGAAAAUCCUUUUCUCUCUUAGGCCUAACUAAAUCUCCAUGUUUCCAUUGUUUCCUAUGUUGGAAUCUGUUUGUUUUCUUUGUUACAUUUUCACCUACAAAUGGUUCAAGUUGAUUAAUCUUCCAUUUCUCUAAUAACCAAUUAAUUAUCCUAAUCAGUUCUUCACAACAACAACACAAAUUGAUUUUCUAAUCGUUUGGAUGGUCUUCUGAUUUCUCCAGUUAAUCUACUGUUAUUGGGUUUAUAAUCCUUAAUCUUUAAUCUCUAACUCUUCUCUCUCUCUCUCUUCAAAUAUAAACACCUAAUUAGUGUGUAUAUUUAUUGGUUAACAUGUUUAACUUUAAUCUCUUGAAAUGCAAUUACAGUGCCAAACAGUGUUCCAACAGUGUGUCCAUUUUAAUUACUACAAUUAAUGGUUUCAAUUACAACAAUUUAACGACAAUAUCUACAUUGGAAUCAAGGAAAUUAACUAUACCAACAACAGAAAUGGAAAAUAUUGUCUAUAGUUGCUCCUGAUGAAGACUCAUGGUUGUGAAAUCAAACAAUCAAAUUAGUUAAUCAAGGAAAAUCAUAUUGUCUCAAAUUUUAACGAUACAAAUUAUCCAACAAUCCAAUUGAUUAAUAAAGAAGGAAAAUCAAGAAGAAGGAGAAGAAGAGGAAAAAAAAUCUCCAAAUCAACUAACCAAGAGGAGGAUUAUUUACAUAACCUUCCCCUUGGAAUUAUAUAUUGUUUAUCAUCUAUAUCUUCAUCUAUUUCUUAUCAUCUUUAUCAUCUUCUUCUCAUGUUCUGUCAUAUUUCAUCAUCCAAAAUUCGAGAAACAACAAGAUUCUCCUUUUCUCUCUCGAGAUUUUCAGGAAAUUACUUGAUCAACCUGAGGAAUAAUUCGUGACUCUCUCUCUCUCUCUCUUUCAUUUCAUCAACAAUUACUCUCUCACUCUCACUCUGUCAUCUUCAUCAUUCUCUGACAAUUUCCUCUUAUACAUAUAACUUCAAGAUCAAUUACACACCUUAAACAAAAAUCAUUUCCAUCAUCAAUAUAUUAUCAAUUUUAAUCAAUCUUAUUGAGUUACUGUUACAUUUUGGAAACAAAAUAACCCAAAGGUUAUAAGAAGCUGAUAUAAGGAGUACCAAGUUAAAUCGUUUUCAUCCAAUUAGUUAAUUGUUUACGAUUUGUUUUUUUCUAAAAUUCUUACAUAUAAAUAUAAAAUAUAUAGAAAAUGUUACGUCGUUUAUCAAUUGCAUCGACCUUCAGGUCAUCUGGAUCUACCAAUAAAGUGAAAUAUUGUAAAAAUCGUGGUGUUGUCCGAAAGACUGGUCGUAAGGUGAAGGGUGCCCUGGGAGGUGAUGAUGAUGAUGAAGAUGAGGAUGAUCUGGAACAAGGAGAAAUGGAUUCAUUUAAUGGUGUUAAAGUUAUCGGCGGUGGUGGAGGUUACAAUGGGUCCGGUGUUGGAAAUGUAUAUCAUUCUGGAUCAGCUGGUUACUCUUCAAGUUCCUACUCAUCAUCUCACCAACAACAACACCAACAAGUCCAACAACAACAACAACAACAUCCUCAUCCUCAUCUUCAUGUACAUUCACAUGCUUCAUAUAAUCAUCCGUCUUCCUCAUCACCACCAAUUAAUGUAAUGAAAAUUGGACAAGGUCAGGUUACUUAUGGAGGUAAAGAGGGUCCCACAAGCUCAUCUGGUAUUGGUAAAAAGGGUGAUUCGGAAAGGAAUGGACCCAGGGUGAUACCCGGUAUAAUUACAUCUUCUGGUAGAGGUAAUGAUAAAAUUGCUCGAGUUUUCUCAUCACAAUCAACUUCUUUACACAAUAAUCGAGGGUCAAGCAUGGAUGGUAAAGAUGAGGAUGACAAUAAUAAAAACAAUGACAAUGAUGAAGAUGAAGACGAAGAUACCAAUAAUAAUAAAAGUAGUUCAAUUAAACCAAUUAUCAUACCAACAAUCAGUGGAUCAUCAUCAAUGAUUACCAAGCAGCAGAAUAAGACAACCGAAGAUGAGGAAAGUGUUUAUCUGAGUCGAAAACGUCGAGAAAUGAGAAAAAAGGAAAUUAAAAGGCAAUUUGAUCGUUCAGAUGAUCGUCUUGGAAGUGGUGGCGGUGGUGGAUUAUCAGGUAAACGAGGUGGAACUGGUACCGGUGGUGUUGGUUUCACUGGCGGUGGUUCAUCUAAGGGCUGGUCAUUUGUUUUCGAUCCAUCCGGACGUUUAUGUUACUAUUGGUCAAUGAUUGUCUCUCUUGCUUUUUUAUACAAUUUUUGGGUCAUCAUCUAUAGAUUUGCCUUCAGUGAGAUAUCCUCUGAAACAAUGGUCCUAUGGUUAACCUUUGACAUUCUUUCUGAUACAAUUUACAUUCUGGAUAUAUUAAUUAACUUCCGUAUUUGCUACCUGGAUGAAGGUGUCCUACAAACUAAUGCCAAAAAGCUGAGACAAUAUUAUAUGAAUUCAACCUUCUUUUACAUUGAUUGUCUCUGUUUACUUCCAUUAGAUUUUCUUUACCUUUCCAUUGGUUUUAAUUCAAUACUUCGAGGUUUCCGUUUGGUUAAAAUAUACAAAUGGUGGUCAUUUCUUGAUCGUACAGAGAGACACACCAAUUAUCCAAAUGUUUUCCGAACUGUAUCACUUGUCCAUUAUAUAUUGGUCAUCUUCCAUUGGAAUGCUUGUUUUUAUCAUCUUCUUUCAAAGAGAAAAAAUUUUGGUUCUUCCGAUUGGUUUUUAGGUUCUCGAGAUCAUCAACUUUGUCCCGAUGUUGAAUGUGACUAUUUACAUGCCUUUUAUUGGUCCAUUCUAGCGCUCACCAUAAUAGGUGACCUUCCAAGACCUCGUACCAAAGGGGAAUAUAUUUUUCUCAUUGUUGAACUAUUUUUGGGUCUCUUUUUACUGGCCACUGUUUUAGGUCAUGUGGCCAACAUUGUUACCAAUGUAUCAGCGGCUCGUAAAGAGUUUCAAGCUAAAUUAGAUUCCGUUAAAACUUAUAUGAGAAUGCGUCGAGUACCCGAACAUCUUAAAAUUAAAGUAAUCAAAUGGUUUGAUUAUCUGUGGAUGACACAAAAAUCAGCUGAUGAAGAUAAAUCAGUCGGAUUCUUACCAGCUAAAUUAAAGGCAGAGAUUGCGAUUCAUGUUCACCUUGAUACCCUGAAACGAGUUGAAAUAUUUCAGAAUACGGAAGCUGGUUUUCUUUGUGCUUUGGUAUUACGACUUCGUCCAGUACUUUUCUCACCGGGAGAUUAUGUUUGUCGAAAAGGGGAAGUGGGCAAAGAAAUGUUCAUUGUUAAUAGAGGUAAACUUCAGGUUGUCUCUGAUUCUGGUUCCAAUGUACUGGCCACCCUUAGGGCGGGAAGUUAUUUUGGUGAAAUAUCAAUUCUAAACAUGGGAACAGCGGGUAAUCGUAGGACUGCCUCAGUUAAAUCAGUUGGUUAUUCUGACCUAUUUUGUUUAUCCAAACAAGAUCUAUGGGAUGUAUUGAAAGAUUAUCCAGCAGCACGAGUUAGAUUGGAAGCAAUUGCCUCGAAAAGAUUAGAAAAAUAUAAGAAAGAACCUCUCAUGAAAAUAUCUAGAGGUCGAUCUAAAAGUACACCCGGAAUUCAAUCUAAAUACAAUCUUAGUUUGCCGAAGGUGAAUGAUGGUAAAUACUCACGAACUCAUACUCAAUCUGCGAAUACACUAUUAACGGAAGACGAAUUACUUGUGAUAAAUGAAGAGAAAAGGAAAGAGGAUGAGGGGCGAGAUGGAAAUGGCGAUGAUGGCGGAGAAAGAGAGGGAGGAAUAAGCGAAGAUGAUGUAGAUAGAGUAUCUGAUCAUCCACCGCCUCCUUAUCACCAUCAGCAAUUGUUACAAUCAUCACAUCAACAACAUAGUUUAUCUGGUCGCUCGGAGGGAAACAAACCUCCUAACGAGUUGACUAACUGUAAUUCCCAAGCCAGUGUUGCCUUUACCAAGGAAGGUGUUAACAUUUAUUUUACUCCGCCAACACCAACACCACUUACCUCAUCCGGUCUUGAUUGGUUAAUCGAUGGAUCUUCCAUUGCCGCUGCUGCUGCAGCGGCCGCAGCAGCGGCGGCGGCUUCUUCAUCUUCCUCUGUAAAUGUUUCUACUUCCAUGGGAACGGGUAAAAGGUGUGAUAAUGAGAGUGAACAAACUAACGGUACCGGUGGGAACAAUCAGGGAAUCAUCCCAAGACCAAGUCAUCUUCAACCCUCUGUCUCUCCAACACCUUCUUACAAUUCAUCAACUUCACCCUCUCACAGCCAUUGUCUUGUGCCUUCAUCAACCAGCACAUCAAACACUUAUCAUCAUCACCAUCCACCCCCAUUUACCUGUCAUCUAAUAUCUCCCGCUCAUUCAUCUUCACAACUUUUCCUCUCCACGGCACCAGGUACACCUUUAAUACCUUUAACAGCUCCAACAACUCCCUCCGGUGAUUUACCCUCCGAAGGUGGUACUUUCAGUUCAAUUGGUGUCUCCCCAUCAACCGUGGCAAAUGUCACAGCAACUUUAUCAUCUUCCACCGGUGGUAAUUUACCUCCACAAGAGAUUCUGUUGUCCGAAAUAAAACGUUUACGUGAUAGAUUAGCUCACCUUGAGAAAGAAAAUACUUCCAUGAGUUUCAAAUUAUCUCAACAACAGUGGGAAGUUGAGGAGAGACUGAAAGGAAUCGAGAUGAAGAUGAUCGCCACCAAGGAAGAUGACAAUGGAUCAACCGGUGGAAAUCGAGGUGGAAUUUUCAAUGAUGAUGCUGUUUGUGAUGAAGAUGAUGAAAUAGACGAUGAUGGUUAUCAUCAUCUUCAUCAUCAUCACCAUCAUGGUCAUGAUCAUGGUCAGGGUGAUGGUGAAAUUGGAUUUGAAUCAAGUGGACCGGAAGAGGAAGAUGAGGGAGGAUUAAGUGAUAUUGGAGGUGAUAUUCGUGUUGAUGAGGAUGAAGAUGAAGAUGAAAGUGAGAGAAACAAAGAAUCUAUUAUUUAAUUGAUGAUAAUUAAUUCUGAACAAUUGGUUAAUUAUGUUGAUAGAAAUUGAGACUAACCAUGCAAACACAGCGAAAGUAACGAAACAAUUUAUUCAACGAUAGAAAGAAAUUUAAUUGUUGAUUAACUUUCCGAUUAUAUAAAACAAUUAACUUGUUUCAACCAAAAAAAAAAUCAAUCAAUUGAUUGUUCAACUUGAUCGUAAUGAUGAGGCGAGAUAAUUAUUUAAGUUUGUUUGUUAAUUAAAACUCAAUUAGUUGAUUGUUUUUGUUUUCUAAAUCAAUCUAAGAAGAAAAAAAUCUCUACACUUAAUUAUAUAUAAAAAAAUUACAAUCUGAUUAUUGUUAAUUGUUAACAAUUAAAACAUUUUAAUUAAGAGAUUGAGAAAAAGAUUGUAAGUAAAUAAAUCAUUUUGAUCAAAUAUGUUGCUAAUCAGAUUGAUUGAAAUCAAUCAACUCGCCAUUAUAACGAUGAUUAACAAAUUUAGACAAUUCAUCAAUUCAAUUGGCGAACGAUAAAUUAACUAAUUACAAUUGAUUAAUUAUCAAGUCAAUAAAAAUUUUUACUAAUUACGUAGUAAAGGUAAUAAUAGAUUUAAUUUUAAUCUAUUUUACCUUUUUGUGUAAAAUAAUCAAUACAAUUAAAAGAAAAUUGAAAUUUGAAGAAAUAAAGAAAAAUUGAUAAUCAAUUAAUUAGCGCGAAAAUAAUUAAUUGUGGUUAAUUUAAAUGAUCAA
Panonychus citri (citrus red mite) is the source of this 6628-nucleotide messenger RNA. RefSeq lists its product as uncharacterized. The record is from RefSeq and is a predicted model, not a curated record. The transcript is spliced from 4 exons. Bases 2155 to 5895 code for a protein of 1246 amino acids. Gene Ontology annotation, cellular component: plasma membrane; intracellular cyclic nucleotide activated cation channel complex. NCBI's taxonomy places the organism in Eukaryota, Metazoa, Arthropoda, Arachnida, Trombidiformes, Tetranychidae. Gene Ontology annotation, molecular function: protein-containing complex binding; intracellularly cAMP-activated cation channel activity; intracellularly cGMP-activated cation channel activity. Gene Ontology annotation, biological process: monoatomic cation transmembrane transport.